Molecule: messenger RNA, 558 nt
Organism: Cryptococcus amylolentus CBS 6039
Lineage: Eukaryota; Fungi; Basidiomycota; Tremellomycetes; Tremellales; Cryptococcaceae
Exons: 1
Coding region: 1-558 (185 amino acids)
Source: RefSeq, a predicted model, not a curated record
AUGGACCUCUGGUCAGUCAUUGUUGACGUCUCCUUCCUUCUCUUGACUCUCCUCCUCCUCCCUUCAAUCUCGUGGUCGGCUCAACCCCAACUCAACAUUGUUCCUCCUGAGGACGGCAUGGCUUCCCCACCACCUCCCACCACCCCACUGUCGCCGGUGACCCCCAUCAGCGCGGUCGGCUCCCACUUGAGCGUGCCGUCAUUUGGUGGCGUACCCAGUAUCACUCUGACCCCUUCUGAGCUAUCGCCCACCCAUAAGCGGUCUCGACGAGGGUCAUUCGGUAGCCUGAGUAAAAAAAUCGGGCACAAGCGCAAGACUGUCAGCUUCUCCCUCUCAGCCAUCGAUGAUGUCCUGCCUCCACAAGCGUCCCCUAUGAAGGGACGUCCCCCUGCUCCCUUUGUCAAGGGCCCUAGAAGUCCCAGCCCCGGUCCUCACCCCAGAGAGAGUCAAUCGACCUUCACACUUGGCGUGACUGGAGAGCUGCCGGACGCGGCUAUGACUCACAGGAAAGAUGUGGCGGACUCGAUGGGGGUCAAGCAAGGGUGGCUCAUGGCGUGA